CUCGAGGGCGCGCGCGAGGCCGCGUUCGCGAUGCUCGACGCGCGAAAGUGCCAUCCAAUCAUGGUGCGAUUGGCGUGGCACGACGCGGGAACGUUCGACGCGACGGCGGCGGACGCGUGGCCGAGGUGCGGCGGCGCGAACGGGUCGAUCAGGUUCGACGCCGAGUUGGCGCACGGCGCGAACGCGGGCCUGAAGAAGGCGUUGGGUUACGCGCGAGAGAUCGUCGAGCGGUUUCCGGCGCUGAGCCACGCGGACGCGAUUCAGCUGUGCGGCGCGUGCGCGAUCGAAAGCGCGGGCGGACCACGGAUUCCGAUGAAGUACGGACGGAAGGAUUCCGACGAACCGGCGAGGGAGGGGAAUCUACCGGACGCGGAGGCGCCGUUCGGCGAUGGGUCGAAGACGCCCGGGGAACAUUUGAGAAGAGUAUUCGGGCGACUCGGAUUCGACGACAGAGAAAUCGUGGCGCUGAGCGGGGCGCACACGAUCGGGAGGGCGUUUAAGGAAAGAAGUGGGACGACGGAGUACGGGUACGGGGUGAAGAAUGCGACGAAGUACACGGGCGGGUGUCCGUUUAGUCCAAAGGGUGAUGGAGACGGCGAUUUCGGCAUGCCGGGUGGGGCGUCGUGGACCUCUUGCUGGCUGAAAUUCGACAACUCGUACUUCACCGAGGGUGGAUCGGAUGACAAAAAUCUUUUAUGGUUGAGCACUGAUCGCGUCUUACAUACCGAUCCCGGAUUCGCACCGCAUUUUAUGCGCUACGCUCGCGACCAAGACGCGUUCUUCUUCGAGUUUGCCCAAGCGUUCGCGAAACUGUCCGAAUGCGGCGCGCGUUGG
This is a messenger RNA of Ostreococcus lucimarinus CCE9901, 834 nucleotides long. RefSeq lists its product with no specific name. Gene Ontology annotation, molecular function: heme binding; peroxidase activity. NCBI's taxonomy places the organism in Eukaryota, Viridiplantae, Chlorophyta, Mamiellophyceae, Mamiellales, Bathycoccaceae. The record is from RefSeq and is a predicted model, not a curated record. The annotation marks the transcript as partial. The transcript has a single exon. Gene Ontology annotation, biological process: cellular response to oxidative stress; response to reactive oxygen species; hydrogen peroxide catabolic process.